AUGUUCGAUGUGAUUGUGGUUGGGGCGGGAGGGACCAUGGGGUCCAGUGCCCUGCAUCACUUAGCCAAGUCUGGUGUGAAGGAGUUGCAGCAGGCAUCGGGGCAGGUGAGCGAUGGAGCAGAGACAACGGGAGCUGAGCUGGUCUGCGGGGCAGCGGUGACAGGGUGGCGGGUGGACGAUCAGGGGACUGUCCAUGUCCACACCAGCAAGGGGGAGUACGAGGGCAGGAAGCUCAUCCUGGCGCCUGGGGCAUGGCUUCCCAAGCUGGUCCCCGAGCUGCAGAGCCUGCUCAGCGUGGAACGGCAGGUGGUGGGCUGGUUUGAGGUCUUGAACGGGUCUGCAGACUUUGAUGCUGACCGAUUCCCCAUGUUUGUCAUGGACGACAGGGACGGAUGCUACUAUGGGUUUCCCAAAGACGCCCGCGGUUUCAAGUUUGGUAAGAUCCACCAUCUGGGAGAGAUUGUCGACCCUGACAGGGUGGCACGUCACACCACUAGCCUCGACGAGGCCACCCUACGCCGGGCGGUGCACAAGUACUUCCCCGGCGCGUCGGGCCCCCUGAACCAUGCCGCCGUCUGCCUGUACACCAACACACCAGAUGAGCACUUCCUGGUCGACCAGCACCCCAACCAUCCCCAGGUCAUCCUCUGCUCCGCGUGCUCGGGCCAGGGCUUCAAGUUUGCCAGCGUGAUGGGCGAGGUGCUCAAGGACCUGGCCGCCAGCGGCGCCACUCGCCACGACAUCGCCUUCAUGCGCCUGGAUCGCAAGCGCCCAGGCCACGCCCAGGUUCUCGACAGCUUCCAGGAGAGCGCACAGGGUCUGCAGCCCUCCUCUCGGCUCUAG
Auxenochlorella protothecoides is the source of this 843-nucleotide messenger RNA. Its product is annotated as Monomeric sarcosine oxidase. The transcript is spliced from 7 exons. Gene Ontology annotation, molecular function: sarcosine oxidase activity; flavin adenine dinucleotide binding. NCBI's taxonomy places the organism in Eukaryota, Viridiplantae, Chlorophyta, Trebouxiophyceae, Chlorellales, Chlorellaceae. Bases 1 to 843 code for a protein of 280 amino acids. The record is from RefSeq and is a predicted model, not a curated record.